UUUUUUUUCAGAUUUGUUCCUUUGAUGGCUGAGCAUGCACGAUAUUGUGAGAUGGACAAGCAAUGUCACGUAUCUAGGUUGCGUGCAUGAGACUUAGGAAAUGUUCAUUCAAACUCCAGAAAAAAGUAUCUCGGAAGCAAUUACUUCGGAGGGGGACUAUGCUUGCAGUGAUGUUUUUGUAAGCAGAAGACUUCUUUGGAUUAGAAUUACCAUUGCACUUAGGAACCCUCUUCACAGGUAAAGCGCGUAUUUCAUGUAAUCAGCCGUGCAAAUAAGCACAGUUAGCGUCAGAAAUUCAUUAUCACUUCAGGACUUGCGGAGAUUCAUGGUAAGCGGGAGAACCCACAAUGGGGAAAGCUGAGCUGAGAGUCGGUGUGAGCGACCACGGGAGUCGGUGAGAGCCGGUUGCAGCAGCAGGGGGCUUGCUCUGAAGAACGGUAAGAACCGGCAUCGAGCGACCGAUCUGUUUGGUGAAACCCCAGAAUUACUAAUUUGGUAUAACUGACAAGCUAUAUUCGAGGAAGGGCAGAGAUUUUGGGUCGGUGAUGAAACACGCAAUCAUCAAGAUUCGGAAUCAUCCAGGUUUGACCUUGUCUUUCAUAUUACAUUCUUUCAUGAAUAAAAGAAGACAAACCCUAAACCUGGAUGAACGGCUGGUUAUGGAACGCAUCUCCCCCAAAAUUUCCCUGUUGAGUUAGCAUUCUCCGAAUCUGAGAGAUCAUACUCGUCGUCCGGUUUUCAAAGCACACGCGGUGGGAAGGCCAUUUGGAUCUGGGAGUGAGCACUGCGCAUCCACCCCAUCGUCAUCCCCCCCCCCCCCCCCUACUGCAAGCUCGAGGAGACAUCCGCUUUUGGGGUGUAGUUGGAGGGCACCUUUUCCGGGGUUGAAUUGAGGGCUUGGGCGCUUUUGGUCUUUGUCGCGUGUCGUUGCAGGAACUGGGAAACACGGGGACGUUUGAGGGUCAAUGGUGAAGUUGUUAGGCAGGUCUUGAUGUUGGGUAUUUUUUUAUUUUAGGGGAGCAUCAUUGGGCGGAAUUGGUGGAGUUCGAGAUUGAUUUGAAAGCAACAGGGAUUAGGGUUUGGGUUCGGUGAUGUUUACCUUACAUUUCGUUCAGUUCGAGGUUGAUUUCCUUUGGACGUUUCAUUUGUAGAUAUUGAGCUAAGGCGCUGCAUAUGAAGCCUUUGUGCGGAUAAUUCUUCUUUUGCCACCUACAGAUCUAGCCUGUAUAUGUUGGACACGAUCGAAGGAGAUUUUAUCGCAAGGUCGUGUUGGGUAUCUGUGCAAAGUCAGUGUGAGGAUUACGUUGGGGCAAUGCUGAAGAGUCUGGGGCUAGGGCAAUAUUGAGAGCAUCCCGGAGCUUUAGAGUUUGGGAGCGUUUAUUUGGAACGGCUUUCAGGAGCUGAUCGAUUCGUUAGAUUGCACCGAGGAUACUGGAAUUAGGGCGAGGAUGACCUGUGCAAUGCACGAGUGAAUCUGGGUAUUAUCCAAAACUAUGCGACGAGGGUUUUUCUGCAACCUCGGGGUUAUAAAACUUGGGAAGUGUGAGCAAGUCCCUGAUGGUUUCUCUUUGAGACAAAUAUUUUUUCUUUAAUAAUAAUGGGCACAUUAUUAGUAUCAUUUAGUUCCCGAGGCAGAGGGAGUUGUACUCGGAAGUGUAGUUUUAGUGAGUCAGGAUUUGACAGAGGUUAGGGUAUCUGGAGUUGUUGAAGCGGAUUUCUUUCUGAGGGGUUGAGUUCACCGUUUGUUGCAAAUUGCUGCACAAAAUCAGCGUUGGCGCUUCCUAGGGGUGGAGAAGAAGUCAUGGAGUGGAUUUGGAUGUGGUCCUCAGCUGCACAGAGCGGAGACAUUUGUGAAAAAUGGGGCAAAACCCUCGUUAGGAAAAGACUGUUCGACGGAGAUCAGUUUGAGGUUUGAUUGCGAUCAAUUUGUUGUUUCAUGAUUGAGAGGUUGCAGCAGUCCGCUAGUGACUACUUGCAAUAGGUUUUAAAAGGUAUUAUUGAGAUAGAGCUGUAUGAGAAGCACGGAAGUAUGGGAGACAGUGACAGGCCAUCGCUGCUCUGGUUGCCGGAGGAGCCAGGCUCAGAAUCAGAGAAGGGCAUAAAAGGAAAAUCUCAACUCGAGAGCAGGUCCUCUGAUGUCCGCAUCCCCAUUGGUUCGGCAGCCUCCGAAGACUCAGAGACUGUGAGCAGGAGUGAUCUGGGUAAGCUCUGGACUCCAGAACCUCUUCUCGUGCCUGACGACAGGGUCCGACGCAGCAGUCUAUGGGUUUCUGCAGCGGGAUCUGCUACCCGAGGUGAAAUCAGGGAGGAAAUAAGAGCAGGAAAGAGGGUGGCUGAGAUUGAAGCAAUCGAUGAGCACCCUCCCACACCUUCCGACACGGACUCAGAUGUGGAAUCGCGCGCGUUGUUGCAGCGUGAUGGCGCUACAACGAACGGCAUUCAUAAAUUUGAAAUCGAGGAGCCCCCAAAUCGUGUGCGGAGCGAGAUCAAGGACUGGGUGCGGAGAUCCGAUAAGAAACGGAAUAGUAUGGCUGAAAGGCUCUCAGAUCUUUUGAAGCCGAAGACUACCUCUGCUGAUUCGGAGUCUGAAGCCACCGCCCGGGAGAGGAGACGGGCUUCAGACGGUGGUAGGGAAAAGCGUGUCUCGCAGCUCACUCGCCCGUCGUUGCAGAGGCGCAACUCCUUAGCCAUGCAAGUCUCAGAACGAGUGCCUCCUGAGUGGGUGCUUCUUCUUCUGGGUUGUCUGCUAGGCCUCUCCAGUGGUAUCAGUGUGGUUCUUUUCAACAAAGGGGUACAUCUUAUACACGACUUAGCCUGGGCAGGGACUCCACACGAGGGAGCAGCCUGGUUACGAGCACAGAAACUUGUAGACAUUUGGCACAGAAUCUUAUUGAUUCCUGUGGUCGGUGGAGUUGUAGUCGGAAUGUUCCAUACAGUCACCGAAGUUGUGGAUAUGAUUCGUGCUGCGCAACCACAACCAUCGCUGUCCAAUCGCAACAAAAUAGAUUGGCUCGCAGGAAUCAAACCUUUCAUCAAGGCUUUGCAAGCUGCUUUGACUCUUGGCACUGGGUUGUCUCUGGGUCCUGAAGGUCCAAGUGUUGACAUUGGCAAAUCAUGGGCUCAUGGUUUUUCAAGUAUCAUGAAGCAUAGCAAAGAGAGGCGAAUUGCACUUGUGGCAGCCGGUGCUGCUGCUGGCAUAGCUUCAGGAUUCAAUGCUCCUGUUGCCGGGACUUUCUUCGCUAUUGAAACUGUGCUGAGACCUCAGCAUGCUGAAAACUCUCCUCCUCUUACGACAGCAAUGAUCAUACUGGCGGCAGUGAUCUCAUCUACUGUGUCCCAGAUUCUUCUUGGCGAGAGGCCUGCAUUUACUGUCCCUCCCUACGAGUUACGAUCUGCUGCUGAACUGCCACUAUACAUACUUCUUGGGGGCAUCUGCGGCGUCAUGAGUGUAAUAUUUACUCGUCUUGUCGCCUGGUUCACUCGAACGUUUGGCUUCCUGAAUGACCAGCUUGGUGUUCCUAUUUCAGUCACUCCAGCCAUUGGAGCUCUGUUUACUGGAGUCAUUGCCUUGAGAUACCCAGGUGUUCUUUACUGGGGAUUCACGAACGUGGAUGAAAUUCUUAAGACUGGUUUUACUGCAACUGCUCCCGGACAGGGUCUUUUGGCCCAGCUCACUGUUGCGAAAAUCGUAGCCACUGCAAUGUGUAAAGGUUCAGGACUUGUGGGAGGGCUGUAUGCUCCCAGUUUGUUCAUUGGGUCAGCGGCUGGCGCUUUGUAUGGCAGCAUAAUUGGGCAAGCCAUCAAUACCGUAAUGCCAGGACAUAAUGCUGUGGCUCAUCCCCAGGCCUAUGCUCUGGUGGGGAUGGCGGCUUUGCUAGCAUCUGUGUGUUCAGUUCCCCUAACAUCUGUCCUCCUGCUUUUUGAGCUCACAAAGGACUAUCACAUUUUGCUCCCACUCAUGGGAGCAGUAGGACUUGCAAUCUGGGUGGCAGCCGUAGGAAACCAGAAAAGGUCUUCUCACAGAGAGCCUGCAACCCAGCAAGGUCUGCUAAGUGAUGGAUCGGGUACCUUGCCUACUGGGCGAGUAUGGCGCAAACCUGAAGGGCAAGGAGCUGAGAUCGAGCUUGUUACGCUGGGUGGUGAUGAUGACCCUAAUGGAAUAUAUGUGUCGGAGGAUGCUCUCAUGAAUGAGUUACAAGCAUCUCAAGCUAUGAGUAAGGACUUUGUGAGGGUGAACGCAAUGUCUACAGUGAAAGAAAGCUUGGGUGCAAUGCUGGCAGGUGGACAGCGCUGUGCUCUGGUUGUUGAUGAGAAUGAUCUUCUUGAGGGAAUCAUGUCUUCCUCGGACUUACAACGAGAAGUGCUGAGAGCCACAGAGGAAUCUGUGUUCUCUGAUGUCCCCAUCAUUGUAGAGGUAGACACAAUGUUGGUUGCUGCCAUCUGUACCAGCAGCAUCGAGAAUGUGGCCGACGGCCACAAUAUUGUAGUCUGUUAUCCAGAUACAACCCUGCGGGCUGCAGAGGAAUUGAUGCAACCGCGUGGUCUCCGUCAACUUCCAGUUGUCACCCGCGUUGGCAGACAAUGGCAGGACCGUGGCCAUAAAGUAGUCGGUUUGCUGCAUCGCGAAACAAUUUCACAAUGUGUCAAGGAUGAGGCGUCAAAGAGAUUGGCAGCCAUGCUCGAGCAGAAAGCUAAAGAAGAAGAUUUUUCACCGCUUUCUGAUGGAGCACACUAACUGCUAUUUACCCAGUUUAGGGUUUAGGGUUUAGGGUCCUACCAUAUCGUAGUUGAGUGUAGUACUCCGUGGGGUUGUUUUAACUUUGCACGAGUGCACCCCAAACUCUGUAGCAAUUAAUUUCUCACUAAGCUUAGAAAGGCCAUCUAUUCUUUCAUCACGUGUAGCAUACAUACUUAUCCGGCAUUUACUUUCCAUUGACCAAGGGUGUUUUGAAGUAACCAAGUCGUGCUUAAAUACUUAUCACUUGAGAAGUAGUAGCUGUUACCAAUCUCUCAAA
Molecule: messenger RNA, 5015 nt
Organism: Physcomitrium patens
Lineage: Eukaryota; Viridiplantae; Streptophyta; Bryopsida; Funariales; Funariaceae
Product: chloride channel protein CLC-f
Biological process (GO): transmembrane transport; chloride transport
Cellular component (GO): membrane; Golgi apparatus; chloroplast
Molecular function (GO): chloride transmembrane transporter activity
Source: RefSeq, a predicted model, not a curated record